Molecule: messenger RNA, 1395 nt
Organism: Pecten maximus
Lineage: Eukaryota; Metazoa; Mollusca; Bivalvia; Pectinida; Pectinidae
Product: MAM and LDL-receptor class A domain-containing protein 1-like
Exons: 8
Coding region: 1-1395 (464 amino acids)
Cellular component (GO): membrane
Source: RefSeq, a predicted model, not a curated record
AUGGCCUCAUCAAUGGACACUGUUCUCCGUGGUCUGUACUUAGAUUUCCGGUUUGAAGCGAUCUUCUCCAUUAUGGACCUGACAAAACUCAAUAUUUAUUGUACGUUUGAUGAGCCAUGUCACGGUCUAAAACUUAAAGCAGGUACUCGGAAAUUUAAACUGCGAAAAAGUUUAACCCCAACGCAUAGCACUGGAUGUAGUGGGGAUCAUACCAGUGGUUCAGGCCAUUACUACUAUCUCGAGGCCAUCAAUAAACCCACAGACUCUCGACAUGGGCUGAUAACUACCCACACAUUUCCAGUUGGCCACAAGAUCUGUGUCGAGUUCUGGUUUCAUAUGUAUGGAUCUGACAUUGGAUCACUGUACAUAGAGAUUAAGGAAAACAAUGUAGUCUCACCCAAAAAGGUUGCUGGAGGGCCUCAAGGAGACAGCUGGACAACAUUCCGGAUUAGGAUUGUACCCAAGCACAGUGAUGCACUCAUCGCCAUUGUCGGAUAUGCGGGGAGUGGGCCCUACGGAGACAUCUGUAUUGACGAUGUGGCAAUCUUUACUGACCACAAGUUAUCACAAACUCCAAUAUCCACCUCUGUAGAGUCGCAAGCAUCUGACUGUGCUGUGAAAUGCAUGCAGAUUUCAAACUGCCGAUCAUUCAAUUUUGGGCCGUCAGGACAGUGUGAACUACUUGGGUCGUUUGUGUGUGACAGUGCUGAUAUUAUAAGUCCUUUUCCAGGGUUCCGACACUAUGAUAUCGAGAAUGAACGACUGGACGAGCGGCUACACCAGAUGAGAAACACAUCAGCCUGUUUAAGCAAUGGACGCUGUUCUCCGAAAUGCGGGAAAAGUAUUGGGACGAAUUGUACAAUACAUGCCGAAUGCAUGGCUAUCGAUCUGAGCUCGUCUUGUCGAGACGGUUUCUGUAGCUGCUUAGUCGGGUUCGCCUACAACGUUACUACAUCUAUAUGUGACGAAGAGAAUGUGGUUGUAACAACGACAGCAACAACUACAACCAUCCCAUCCACUACUACAACACCCCCAGCAUCCUCAAGUACACCAUUAACUACGCAAUCGCUGAAUAUUACCACAGAAACUGCUAGUGCAACAUCUGUAACUACUCACGUUACCAAUACGUCUAAUCAGACUCCGGAUCCAAAUGCGUCAACAACCACGGCUGUACCCACAAGUACCCCUGAUGCCACAAUCACAGAUCCAGCUGCCAACACGACUACGCAAGCUGCAACCACAACAGCUCCAGCAGCCAACACGACCUCGCAAGCUGCAACCACAGAUCCAGCAUCCAACAUGACCUCGCAAGCUGCAACCACAACAGCUUCAGCAGCAAACACGACUUUGCAAGCUGCAAAUACAACAGCUCCAACUUCGACAACUCCAGCUUAA